This is a messenger RNA of Nicotiana attenuata, 1358 nucleotides long. RefSeq names its product F-box/kelch-repeat protein At3g23880-like. Gene Ontology annotation, molecular function: protein binding. The record is from RefSeq and is a predicted model, not a curated record. NCBI's taxonomy places the organism in Eukaryota, Viridiplantae, Streptophyta, Magnoliopsida, Solanales, Solanaceae. The transcript has 2 exons. Bases 69 to 1253 code for a protein of 394 amino acids.
AGAAACCCUAGCAUUCAAAUCAAAGCAAAGCUCCAAAUACAGAAAAGGUAAAAUCUUUUCAAAGGCCAAUGAACGAAGAAAUCAGUAUCUCCCCUCAAAUUCACAAAGCUAAGAGAGUUGUGAAGCUUUCAAAGAAUACAAAGCACAUGGAUGUUGAUGGGGCUAUGGGAAUUCAUUUACAAGAUGAAAUAAUUAUGGACAUUCUCAGUCUAUUAACUGUACGGUCUCUUCUUCGAUUCAAAUGUGUUUCAAAGGUUUGGAAAAGGUUAAUCUUAUUCGAGCCUUACUUUAAGAUGAAGCAUCUCAAUCGCGCCAAGAAUGAUCAAAAUUCCCGAAAGUUUCUUGUUAGCCAAAUGUCCCUUGAUACGGAUAAUAUGUUUUCCUUCUAUAGUUCUUCUUUGUCUUCGUUUUCUUCUUUCUCUUCAUUUCAACUGGUUAAGGAUGUGCAAAAACUUGAUUGCCCUUCAAAUUGUAGACCAAGCCGUUGCAGAAUCUAUUGUUGUCGCGAUGGCUUGUCUCUUAUUGGGGUUUGUAGUUAUCCUGACAAACACCUCGUACUUUUGCUAUGGAACCCCUCCACAAGGGAAUCUGAACUACUCCCUUGUCCUGAAUUUCCAACAGAGGAAUUUUGUACUUUUGGAUUGGGAUAUGACUCAACUAGUGAUGACUAUAAGAUCCUUAAGAUUGAUCCUAAAGCACGCGGUGAAAUUCUCUCGCUGAAAAGUGGUUCAUGGAGAAAAAUUGAUCAACAUCCUACCGGCGUUUACCCUGUGUUGUCUUGUAUGGACUCUUUGGCAUUUGUAAAUGGAGCAUUUCAUUGGCUUGGUUUGUCGCUCAAUGAUUUUGCGGUAUCAUUUAGUAUUUCAAAUGAAGUGUAUGGACAGAUUCCGUUGCCAUAUGCAAUGUGCUUAAUGGAAAACACCGAACGUGGCAUCUCAGUAUUGAACGGAAUGCUUUGUGGUUAUUGUAUUAACAGUCGGGAGAAGGACUGUUUUUGCGCAUUGGUAAUGAAAGACUAUGGUGUCAAGGAAUCUUGGUGUCCAUUGUUUGUUAUACAAUGUACGAAUCUUUAUUCAGCCAUACCCGGAUAUAGGUUUGCAGAUGGUGAAGUGUUGCUCUAUACUGGGAAUUGGUUUUAUUCUGUAUUGAGGACAUCCAAAGGACCAUUUGGAUUAUGUCCUCAAUCAAAUACUUAUCGUGAAGGAUUCGUUUGUACAGAGAGUGUGAUCUCUCCAAAAUUACAUUAUGAAUGAUGGAGACAAUUCUUUUAUUUUUUCUCGGGUUAUCAUGUUACAACUCUUAUUCUUGUAAGUUUAUCUAUUGAUCGACAAUUUUUAGUUAAUAGUUGUUUUGCUCAA